GCACAGCCACUGUUGACUCUUCCCUCGAACUCGAACUCCAACGUAGGUACCUCGGUGACAGUCCCUUACUACACGGGGCAGUAUAAUGGUGGAGGUGGCGGCAGCGGGUUGGGAAGACGAGUUAGUCACCUGGAGGAGAUCGUCGGGAAGAUCAAUUCGAAGCACGAAGCACGAAGCUGACGAAGGAAGAGAGAAAAGUCAAUGUGAGGAAGAAGAAAGGAGGAAGCGUGAGAAGGAAGAAGAAGAUAGGAGGCAGCGCGAUAAGAAGGAGCGGGAAGACUUCCAAGCGCAAAUGCAUAAGGAGAUGUCCGCAAAAUUGGACCGCGUGUGUGAUGCUGUUAACGGUAAGAAAGCUAGCGAUUCCGAAGAAGUUAUGAAGUUGAAGGCGCAGGUGGAGGCACUUACUCUGCAACAUCGUGAGUCAACGGCGGGUGAAAAGAAAAGCGGGGAGGCUGAGGAAGUCGCUCGGCUGAAACUGGAGGUCGAGUCCCUCAAACGAGGCCGUGAUGUGGCUAGUACAUCCGCCACAGUCACGACAGGCGAAUCGGAGGAAGUCAGUCGCCUUCGGAGGGAAUAUGCUGAUAUGAGGGCUGUUACUGACUGGAGGCUCGCAUCGCUGGAGGAGGUUAUUCAUGCACUCCAGAAGCAGUGUGAGGCGGCGGAGAACAAUGUUGAGGCGUGGAGAUUGGAAGCGCUCCGACCGGGCAACAAACGUGGGAGCGUUGCCAUUGGCCAGUGCCCGAUAACAGAGGCCAGGGUCAGACCGCGUGUUACCCUGUAUGAGAUUCCCCGAGCAGUGAGCAGAGUGAAUGGACAGCUGAAGGCCAUCGUGGAAAGACACCAGCAAGAAGUUGACUUACUCAAGGAAAUGAGAUUAAAGGAGGUCAACGCAAGAAAGGAAUCGGAAGAGGAGGUCGAGCGCCUGAAGGAGGCGAUGGCUCGAUUGGGUACCAGUAGAAAGACGAAGGGUACAAAUCUGCGCACCCGUUUGGAUGAGGUGGCUGGUCCUAGCUCUCGUAAAGACAAGGGGAAGGCUCCAGCGAGUCCAGACACGCAAGCGGUGGACAGAGAUGUGCUCCUCAAGAAUGCGAGGAGACAACUCCGAAACUUGAAGAAAGAUGAUGUGGUUGCAUUUUGUGAGAAAGAGGGUAUUACGUAUACAAAACUGGAUCUGACUAAGGAGGCCAUCGCUCAACGACGGGCUGGCAGGGCGUUUGGUGAUGAUGACACAGUCACGCAGGUAAGGGUAAGAAAAAUGACGAAGUGGUUGAUGUCACCGAUGACGGGGGUGAUGAUGACCUGAGCAAGAGCCACGGGCGUGACGCCGCUUUCUCUUAGGGUCACGCCCAGACGCGUCUCGACUAUGGCAUAUUGUUAGA
Messenger RNA from Chara braunii, 1379 nucleotides. The record is from the annotation of a GenBank genome assembly. NCBI's taxonomy places the organism in Eukaryota, Viridiplantae, Streptophyta, Charophyceae, Charales, Characeae.